Saccoglossus kowalevskii is the source of this 777-nucleotide messenger RNA. RefSeq names its product spidroin-1-like. Lineage: Eukaryota; Metazoa; Hemichordata; Enteropneusta; Harrimaniidae. The record is from RefSeq and is a predicted model, not a curated record.
AUGGGAGGUCAGAUGUGGCGGUGCAAAGAGGUUGGGAAAGGCGGCGCAGUGAGGUCUGGAGGGGCGGUACUGAGAGGUUGGGUGCUGCGGUGCAGGGAGGUCUGUAAUCGCGGUGCAGGGAGUCGGGUGUGGCAGUGCAGGGAGGUCGGGAGAGGUGGUGCAGGGAGGUCAGGUGUGGCGGUAAAGGGAGGUCUGGAGUGGCGGUACCGAGAGUUCGGAUAUGGCGGUGCAGGGAGGUUGGAAGAGGCGGUGCAGAAAGGUCGGGAGAGUCGGUGCAGGGAGAUAGAGAGGUGCUGUAGGGAGGUCGAAAGAGGAGGUAAUGGGAGGUCGGAUGUGGCAGUGCAAGGAGGUCGGGAAAGCGGUGCAGAGAGAUCGGGAGAGGCAUUACAGGAAGGUCGGGAGAGGCGGAACCGAGAGAUCGGGUGUGGUGGUGCAGGGAGGUUGGGAGAGACAGUGCAGGGAGGUCGGAAGGCGCGGGGCAGGGAUGUUGGGAGAGGUGGUGCAAAGAGGUCAGGUGUGCAGGUGCAGGGAGGUCUAGAGAGAUGGUACCGAGAGAUCGGGAGAGGCGGUAAAGGGAGGUCGGGGAAGCGGUACCGAAAGGUAGGGUGUGGCGGUAAAGAGAGUUCAAGAGUGGCGGUACCGAAAGGUCGGGUUUGGCAGUGCUGGGAGGUCGAGGGAGGCGGUAAAGGGAGCUCGGGAGACACGGCACAGGGAGGUCGGGAGAGGGGUGCAGGGAGGUCGGAAGAGGUGGUACCGAGAGGUCGGGUGUGGCAGUAA